GAAAUCAUGAAUCCUGUGUAUAGCCCUGGAUCUUCUGGGGUUCCCUAUGCAAAUGCCAAAGGAAUUGGUUAUCCAGCUGGCUUCCCAAUGGGCUAUGCAGCGGCUGCUCCGGCCUAUUCCCCCAACAUGUAUCCUGGAGCAAACCCUACCUUUCAAACAGGUUAUACCCCAGGCACCCCAUACAAAGUGUCCUGUUCACCCACCAGUGGGGCAGUGCCACCGUACUCCUCAUCCCCCAAUCCCUACCAGACCGCUGUGUACCCAGUUCGAAGUGCCUACCCACAGCAGAACCCAUAUGCACAGCAAGGCACUUACUACACACAGCCUCUGUAUGCAGCACCACCCCACGUAAUCCACCACACCACAGUGGUGCAGCCCAACGGAAUGCCAGCCACCAUGUACCCUGCUCCCAUCCCGCCGCCGCGGGGCAACGGCGUCACCAUGGGCAUGGUGGCUGGGACCACUAUGGCAAUGUCAGCAGGUACUUUGUUGACAACUCAUUCCCCAACUCCAGUAGCCCCUCAUCCAGUUACUAUGCCCACGUAUCGGGCUCCAGGAACACCAACUUAUAGUUAUGUGCCCCCACAGUGGUGAUCAUCCUGGCAGCCAGUGUUUGAAGAUGGGAGAUAUGCAAUCAAGAAAUUGAGGUUUAAAAGUUGGUGCUGAAGCCCCUCAUGCCUCCAACCAGGACUUUCCUUCUGAAUGCUUUCAACACUUGGCUAAACACUACUAAUUCCUGUUCACUGAAGAUUUUCCAGUGCUGCAUAUCUUACAUCUUGGAACUCCAGCAGUUAGUCUUAAAGCAAAUCCUGUUUUGUGGACUGUCUUGCAAUUUUUUAGCUAAUUAUAAUGAUAAAAAGGGAGUAUAAAUUUAUUCUGAUCCAUAUCUAGUUGAAUGCAUGUUAAAACACAAAAACAAAGCUUGCUCAAUCUACCUGCAGUGACUGAUGCAAAAACCAUCAUAUGCAAAUCCAAAGGAACCGAGAAGUAUUUUACAACUUGUAUCACUCAUGCACUGUUGUAAUGUAUGCAGGGUCUGAAGAGGUAGAGUCAUGGAAGUGAGUUUAUUUCUAGAAUACCAUAACAUACAUUAGAUAAGUGCUUCAGCCUUUUUCAGGUUGAUGGAGUUGCCAGUUUAAAAGGGGCAUACUUUUAUUUAAGUCAUGUGUUCUGUUCAAAUUCACCUACUUAAUUGGAGCGACUGGAAAAUGAAUCAAACGAGCUGUAGAAAUCCCACACACAAUUAGUUUACUUCAUACCUUCUCAUUUUCAUUACAUGGAUUCAGUGUUAUACAGAUGUUCUUAAGGAUCAGAAUG
Messenger RNA from Acanthisitta chloris (rifleman), 1317 nucleotides. RefSeq names its product family with sequence similarity 168, member B (gene FAM168B). The record is from RefSeq and is a predicted model, not a curated record. The transcript has 6 exons. Bases 7 to 594 code for a protein of 195 amino acids. NCBI's taxonomy places the organism in Eukaryota, Metazoa, Chordata, Aves, Passeriformes, Acanthisittidae.